This is a messenger RNA of Monoraphidium neglectum, 468 nucleotides long. RefSeq names its product UV excision repair protein RAD23. The transcript has 2 exons. Gene Ontology annotation, cellular component: nucleoplasm; cytosol. Gene Ontology annotation, molecular function: proteasome binding; polyubiquitin modification-dependent protein binding; ubiquitin binding. Lineage: Eukaryota; Viridiplantae; Chlorophyta; Chlorophyceae; Sphaeropleales; Selenastraceae. The record is from RefSeq and is a predicted model, not a curated record. Bases 1 to 468 code for a protein of 155 amino acids. Gene Ontology annotation, biological process: proteasome-mediated ubiquitin-dependent protein catabolic process.
AUGGAGCUUACUUUCCGCACAAUCGGCGGGAAGAGCUUCAAGAUUGAGGCCGAGCCGUCUGCCACGGUCGGCGAGCUGAAAGCCAAGGUGGAGGCGUCCCAACCAGAGUGCCCGGCAGCACAGCUCAAGCUCGUGUACAAAGGCAAGGUCUUAGAGCCAGAGGACAAGGCCAUCUCAGAGCUCAAUGUCGACUCGACAGGCUUCCUGGUUUGCUUUGUGCAGAAGGCAGCGGCGCCCAAGCCCGCGGCUGCCGAGCCCAAGCCAGCUGCUGCGCCCGCGGCGGCGGAGCCCGCGGCGGAGCCUGCGGCAGGUGCGGCGGGCGGCAGCGCACCGGCGGCACCCGAGGCACCCGCUGCAGCAGCUGCUCCUGAGGCGCCAGCGGCGGCAACGCGGGCAGCUGUCGUCAUUGCCACACUAGAGGCGGGCCUGAAUGCAUCCGCUGUAUGCGUUUGCAGCAGCAUGCCCUGA